Messenger RNA from Sus scrofa (pig), 1487 nucleotides. It is a transcript of the gene PEX7, whose product is annotated as peroxisomal biogenesis factor 7. Gene Ontology annotation, cellular component: cytosol; peroxisomal matrix. NCBI's taxonomy places the organism in Eukaryota, Metazoa, Chordata, Mammalia, Artiodactyla, Suidae. Gene Ontology annotation, biological process: protein import into peroxisome matrix. The record is from RefSeq and is a predicted model, not a curated record. Gene Ontology annotation, molecular function: protein binding.
ACUUCCGCCUUGUCUUCUUGGGUCUCUCUAACUCUCUUAGCGAGUGCGGACUGUUCGCCUCCAACUCUGAAAGCCUUCGUUGGCCCCGGCUUCCCUGGAGGCCUUGGGUGGGAUGAGUACGGCACUCAGCGGAGGGGUGCGGACGCUGCGGGUGCCCGGCCGCCACGGCUACGCAGCAGAGUUUUCCCCAUAUCUGCCGGGCCGCCUGGCCUGCGCCGCCGCGCAGCACUACGGCAUCGCGGGCUGUGGAACCCUGCUAAUAUUGGAUCAUAAUGAAUCUGGCCUUAGGAUUUUUAGAAGCUUUGACUGGACUGAUGCUUUGUUUGACGUGACCUGGAGUGAGAACAAUGAGCAUGUGCUGGUCACCUGCAGCGGCGAUGGCUCCUUGCAGCUCUGGGACACCGCUGGAGCCGCGGGGCCUCUGCAGGUCUACAAGGAGCACACUCAGGAGGUGUACAGUGUUGAUUGGAGUCAAACCAGAGGUGAACAGCUUGUGGUGUCUGGCUCAUGGGAUCAAACUGUCAAACUGUGGGACCCAACUGUUGGAAGGUCUCUGUGCACCUUUAAAGGCCAUGAAAGUAUCAUUUAUAGUACAAUCUGGUCUCCCCACAUCCCUGGUUGCUUUGCUUCAGCCUCAGGUGAUCAGACUCUGAGAAUUUGGGAUGUGAAGACAACAGGAGUCAGAAUUGUGGUUCCAGCACAUCAGGCAGAAAUUUUGAGUUGUGACUGGUGUAAAUACAAUGAGAAUUUGUUGGUGACAGGGGCAGUUGAUUGUAGUUUGAGAGGCUGGGACUUGAGAAAUGUACGACAACCAGUAUUUGAACUUCUUGGUCACACGUAUGCUAUUAGGAGAGUGAAAUUUUCACCAUUUUAUGCUUCCGUGCUGGCUUCUUGCUCCUAUGACUUUACUGUAAGAUUCUGGAACUUUUCAAAGCCUAACCCUCUUCUUGAAACAGUGGAACAUCAUACAGAAUUUACUUGUGGUUUAGACUUAAGUCUUCAGAGCCCUACUCAGGUGGCUGACUGUGCUUGGGAUGAAACAAUAAAGAUAUAUGAUCCUGUUUGUCUUACCAUGCCUGCUUGAGAUAAACUGCUCCAUUCAGAAACAAAGGAUAUUGGCCAAAGAACUGCUUAACAGGAAAUAAAUUAUUGAUAUCGUAGAUUUUAUGCUUUUAUAUACAAUUGAGAUUUCAAAUCUUAAAAUUUAUUCUGGAAUCAGUUUUGAGGCAGCUGAUAAAGACUUUGGUCACUUCUUAAGCCUGGUACAGAAGCCAUAUUUCUUAAAAUUCUAAGGAAUAAAUGAUCUUAUGGUAUAUCUUAUAUAUAUCUAUUAAAAUGUAACCUCUCUAUUAUAAAAUGGAUUAAAAUAUGAGAGAUCUGUAGAUUAUAUUGAAAGUGACAUAUUUCAUUUUUAAUUUGUCAUUUUUGUUGUAAAAUAUAAUCACUGCUGUUGGUAAAAAUCACAAUAAACUGGUAUCUCUUCUUGA